This is a messenger RNA of Gadus morhua (Atlantic cod), 3018 nucleotides long. It is a transcript of the gene ptprnb, whose product is annotated as protein tyrosine phosphatase receptor type Nb. The coding region runs from base 1 to 2739 and encodes 912 amino acids. Gene Ontology annotation, biological process: insulin secretion involved in cellular response to glucose stimulus; regulation of secretion; protein dephosphorylation. The record is from RefSeq and is a predicted model, not a curated record. Gene Ontology annotation, cellular component: secretory granule; synapse. NCBI's taxonomy places the organism in Eukaryota, Metazoa, Chordata, Actinopteri, Gadiformes, Gadidae. Gene Ontology annotation, molecular function: protein tyrosine phosphatase activity. The transcript is spliced from 24 exons.
AUGGCGGGAGUCUGGGAGCGGCCACGCGAUACGGCUGUGUGUUUGAGAAGAGGCUCUGCCCCCCGGGACCAGCUCUGCUCUGAUGACGGUCUGUUCGGUCAGUGCAGCAGACCGCCCCAGGAGCCGGUCCGGUACCAGGUCUCCGUCCCGGUCCUCAGACGCCUGCAGGGGGUCCUCAAAGAACUUCUGGUCCAAGGUCUCACCUGGCAGGACUCCCUCACCCAGCAGAUCAUCAGAGAGGAGCUGGAGAAGGUUCCUCAGAUCAGACCUUCAUCUCAGAGCCCGGAGCUUCCACCGUCUAAGGGGCAUGAGGUGGACCCCCUGGUGAGGCAGUACCUGGACCACAUGGGGCUGGACCCCCCUCGGACCCCCCUCCACCUCCAGACCCCCCCGCUGGAUCCCUACUCUUACAGACAGUACCGUCUCCCCGCUGAGGAGGAGCGUUCUCUCAACACCCUGGACGAAAGCAGCAGAGUCUUCCUCCCAUCCUCCUCCUCCUCUUCAUCCUCCUCCUCUUCCUCUCCUGGGGGUGUCGACCAGGACCGCCAACUCCUCCAAGACCUCCUCUCCCUCUUCCUCUCCUCCUCCUCCCCCUCCCUCCCCCCUGGCUCCUCCCUCCUGCAGGAGCUGGGCUUCCCCCUCGACUAUGGCCAGGACUACGUUACCCAACAUGCAGCAGCCAGACGCCCCAAUCAGAAGCAGGCAGAGGAGCAGCGGGGGGGCGGGGCCCCGAGGAAGGACUACGACUCCAUGGCGGGGAUGAUGGAUGACCGCUCCAUGAAGAACCUGGCUCUCCUCAUGGAGCACUACGGGGCCAGCAUGAAGGACUUCCAGAGCCAGGAGACAGAGCCCUCUUCCUCCUCCUCCUCCUCCUCCUCCUCUCAGCAUCUUCCUAAAGGUCCAGCUCUGAACGCCACGGCCCCUAAAAAGAUGACUACCUCUGCCUCCCUUCAGAUGGGGGAGAGCUCCAUGUCCCACAUUCCCCGGGAUAAGACCCCCAACAAGGACUUAGUGCCCGGCUCCGCCCCCUCGCGGCCCGCCCACUCUGAGACCCAGGCGGACAUGCCCCCCGGUGGCUCGGCCAAUCAGGAGAGAGAGGGAGACAAGAAGGCCAAAACCGCAGAGACGUACGGCUACAUCGUGACCAAUCAGAGCCUCAGGCUUCAGGACGGGGUUCUCUUGCUGGGCCGUCUAGCGGAGAGGAUUGACCUCUCCCCCGGCGCCCUCGUCAACAUCAGUGUGGUCGGACCAGCGAUGACCUUCAGAGUCCGGCCCAACGCCCAGAACCUCAGCGCUGAAGACGUCUCCGGGAAAGCAGUCGCUGAGAAGAGCUUCCUGGAGUCGGGCACCGGGCUGGAGAUCCUACAGGCCGGCGUCGGAGAGAAGCAGGAGGGUCCGGCUCCCCUCCAGGCCCAGCGGCUCCCGCCCGGAGGGUCCCGCUGGGGGUUUGGGAUCCUGGUGGUCACCAGCUGCGUGGGGGCGGUCCUCGCGGCUGCCAUGACGAUCACCUGUCUGAGACGCCACGCCCACCGGCUCGCCGCCAGGAAGCUGGGGCUCGGACCGGAGGGGGGGUCCUUCACCCACCAGGAGUACCAGGACCUGUGCCGGCAGCACAUGGCCUCCAGGGGGGCCUUCGGGCGCCUGGAGGCGGCGGCUCUGGGGGCGGCGGCGGGCCCCGGGGGCGGCGGUGCCGGGCGGGGCCCCGGGGUCGGGGGAGGGGCCACGGCGGGGGUCGGGGGCGGGGCCGAUGGGUCGCGGGUCAGCAGCGUGUCGUCCCAGUUCAGCGAGGGGGCGGCGCCCAGCCCGGGCUCCCACAGCUCCACCCCCUCCUGGUGCGAGGAGCCGGCGCAGGCCAACAUGGACAUCUCUACUGGUCACAUGGUCCUGGCCUACAUGGAGGACCACCUGAGGAACAAGGACCGCCUCCUGCAGGAGUGGGAGGCACUCUGCUCCUACCAGGCGGAGCCUAGUGCCGUCAGCUCCGCCCACAGCCCCGCCCAUCUCAAGAAGAACCGCAGCCCUGACUUUGUGCCCUAUGACCACUCCAGGGUGAAGCUCCGGGCUGAGGUCAACCCCUCCCGGGACGACUACAUCAAUGCCAGCACCAUAAUCGAGCACGACCCCCGGAUGCCGGCCUACAUUGCGACGCAGGGGCCACUGUCUCACACCAUCUCUGACUUCUGGCAGAUGGUGUGGGAGAACGGCUGUACAGUCAUCGUGAUGUUGACUGCUCUGGUGGAGGACGGAGAGAAGCAGUGUGACCGCUACUGGCCCGACGAAGGCUCGUCCCUCUACCACAUCUACGAGGUGAACCUCGUGUCGGAGCACAUCUGGUGUAACGACUUCCUGGUACGGAGCUUCUACCUGAAGAACGUCCAGACGCAGGAGACCCGGACCCUGACCCAGUUCCACUUCCUGAGCUGGCCCACCGCCGGGAUCCCCAGUGCCACGCGGCCCCUGCUGGACUUCAGGAGGAAGGUGAAUAAAUGCUACAGAGGAAGAUCCUGUCCCAUCAUCGUCCACUGCAGCGACGGGACUGGACGUUCUGGGACAUACAUCCUGAUUGACAUGGUCCUGAACCGCAUGGCCAAAGGCGGUAAGGAGAUCGACAUUGCGGCGACUCUGGAGCACGUCAGAGACCAGAGGCCGGGGAUGGUGAGGACCAAGGACCAGUUUGAGUUUGCGCUGACGGCUGUGGCGGAGGAGGUCAACGCCAUCCUGAAGGCCCUCCCCCAGUGAGUCCUGGAGCCCCGCCCCCUCACGCCUGCUCCGCCCUCGACACCGCCCCCAUGACCCCGCCCCCUGACCCCGCCCGCCCUUGUGGGCGUCACCCACACAUCCGGACCCCCAGCGACAGCCCCCCCCUGGUGUCGUCCUGUACGAUGGUUAUGUCCAAGAUGAUGUUGUUGUGUUUGACAUCUUGUUUCUCUCUCUCUGUCUCUAUGUGUCUCUCUGUCUCUCUGUGUCUCUCUGUCUCUCUGUGUCUCUCUCUCUCUCUGUGUCUCUCUCUCUCUCUCU